Molecule: messenger RNA, 2127 nt
Organism: Dunckerocampus dactyliophorus (ringed pipefish)
Lineage: Eukaryota; Metazoa; Chordata; Actinopteri; Syngnathiformes; Syngnathidae
Product: protein kinase C and casein kinase substrate in neurons protein 3-like
Exons: 10
Coding region: 194-1357 (387 amino acids)
Biological process (GO): cytoskeleton organization; regulation of endocytosis; plasma membrane tubulation
Cellular component (GO): plasma membrane; cytoplasm; endosome
Molecular function (GO): protein binding; phospholipid binding
Source: RefSeq, a predicted model, not a curated record
UUGUGCGAGCGGGUCUGUCCAAAUGACGCUUGUGCAUCCCAUUAGAACCAUAUAGAGAGUGACAGAAGGAGGGGCAAGGCGGCUGGGGGGGGGAUCCCCUAGGCAGUGCAAAGUGAUAGUCCGAGAGGAGUUGAAGGGAUGCAAGCCAUGGAGUUAAAGUGACGGACGAGAGAAGAUCAAGAGAGACACCAUCAUGGCGAGCCUCCCCAAAGACCCACCUGAGGACUCCACCAAACAGAGCUUCUGGAUGCCUGGGAAUUAUGUGCGUACGGUGCACAGAACCCAGCAGUCCUACCAGGCGUGCAACGACAUCAUGGCCUGCUUCACGGAGAGGGCCAGGGUGGAAAAGCAGUAUGCCCAGCAGCUCAGCCAGUGGAGCAACAAGUGGAAGUCCAAAGUGGAUUCACGGCCGCUUUACGGCUCCCUCAUGACGGCCUGGCAGAGCUUCUUCACCUCCACCGAGCGGCUGGCCGCCCUGCACUCAUCCAUCUCGCAAUCUCUCGUGGUGGACGAAGGUGAACGGGUGAAGACCUGGCAGAGGGAGUCCUUUCCCAAAAAACUCUUCUGCGGGUUCCGAGAGAGCCACAACAACAAGACACAUUUUUCACGAACGCAGAAACCCUGGAACCAAAAGCUGACCAAGCUGGAGAAGGCCCGGCUCGUGUACCACAAGUCCUGUCAGAAGGAGAUGAGCGCCGCGGAGAAGGAGAAACAAGCAAAUGACAACCCUGAUUUAAGUCCAGAAAAAAAGCAGAAAGUGACGGAGGCCAGAGAGAUCGCCACAGAGGCGAAAGAGAAGGCCCGAGAGCGCUACGAGAAAACCCUGGAGGAUGUGACGAGCUACACGCCUCGCUACAUGGAGGAGAUGGAGGCCAUUUUUGAGCAGUCACAAGAGGAAGAGAGGAAACGCAUCAGCUUCUUGAAGCAGGCCUUCCUCUCCAUCCACCGGCAUCUUGACGUCACCAACAACGAGGACGUGAAGGCGGUGUACAGUGAACUCCACCAAACACUCAUGUCCAUCAAUGAGCUGGAGGACCUCAAAUGGUGGAAGAACAAUCACGGUCCUGGCAUGCUCACCAACUGGCCAAAGAUUGAGGAGUGGGUUCCACCUGUGAAAAAGCUGAAAAGGAAAAAGAGAGAGCAAAAAGGCAAAGAGGGUCGCCCAGUGAUGAUCGGAGGUGUGAAGGUGCGAGCCCUGUACGACUACGUUGGGGAAGAGGGUGAUGAGCUCUCCUUUAAAGCAGGUGAGGAGUUCCUGAAGGUGGAGGAGGAAGAUGACCAGGGAUGGUGUCGGGGGGUCCUGAGUGGAGGGAAGGAGGGUUUUUACCCAGCGAAUUAUGUUGAACUUGUUGAAUGACUUCCCAAACUACUAUGUCCUGAAGUUAUUUCUCACAAUAAUGUGUUUUCAAAUAUUCUAAUUGUCAUACAGUAUUUACUAGUUAACAUCUUAUUUAUGUUGCCACACUUUGGUUUGAAACAAUAUUUAGAAAAAGCUUCAAAGUUCUAAUCCUUGGGUGUAUUCAUUAAUUUAUUCAAAGCAACAAUGUGUGUGUGUGUAUGUGCGCGUGUGUUUGUGUGUGUGUGUGUGUACAUCCCAAAACAGUUCAAAAGAAUGGGGGAUGGUCUUUCUUACAUACAACUCCAGUAAAGUUUUCCCGGGCACAGGUUUACUAUAAGACUGUAUGUGUAUUGUUCACAUGGUUAAUGUUUACUUUAUGAGUAUCAGAGGGAUUCCUUUUGAAAAUUAAAUAAAUGUUUUGCAAACAGUUCAUACAAUUUAUCCACACCUUUUUGUUCAAAGCUGUAAAAUAAAAACGCAUGGAAAUGUGACAUACUGUAAACUGAAGUUGUUGAGGUUGUUAUACUGUAUUUUUUUAUAAUCUAAUGCAUAAAUAAAUUCACAUUGAUCAAAAAGUUAAAGCAAUAUAAUAUUCUUAAUAAAUAAUAAUAAUGACUACAAAACACAUUAAAUUAGAUAAUAAUUAUGCAUAAAUGACUGCAAAAACAAUUUCAUGUUAUAUGGAUGGCGACCAGUCCAGGGUGUACCCCGCCUGUCGCCCGAAGUCAGCUGGGAUAGGCUCCAGCAUGCCCCCGUGACCCUAAUGAGGAUGAAGCGGUAUAGAAAAU